AGCGCGCGAGGGCUGCCAACUGUAUGGAAACUGUAUUGCUAUUUACCGCCUGACUCUGCAGCAUUAGUUAUCAUUUGUGCUUAAAAAUUAGAGCAAUAAAUUGCAAUGUGCUAGCAGCGAAGCGCUGCGUUGUCUUAAGGGCCGCUAAUAGAAACGCGCUGCAUUUAGUUUAGCGUGUGUGCUAGUGUGUGUGUGUGCGUGUGUGUAGCGUGCGUACAGUUGAAUUUUUCAACAAGUUGCCAGCACAGCGCGCAGCGCACUCAAACAAAGUUAACAACACGCACACAUAUUCAUACAUACAUACAUAAACAAGAGCGCGGGCAGAGAGAAGAGGCAGAACAACAACAACAAUAAUAAAAAAUAAAAAACAACAACAAGAACACGGGGAGCAGGCAACGUUUUUAGUGAUGUCAUCAGAAAUCAGUGUCCAGACGCAGGCAACUUAACUUCAAACUGGCCAAACUGAAAAGGAAACGGAAAAAGACGCCAAACUGAAGAGCCUGUCGGAGAGCGUAACGGUGCUGCUGAAAAUCGCUAAAAUGGACAACAGCAUCGUCGAGGAGAAUGGUAAUUCGGCAUCCAGCGGCAAUGUGAACGAUGUUGAUGUCUCCGCAGCCGUUGCCGCGGCGGCUGCAGCGGCGGCAGCAACAGGCGCCCAACAGCAGCAACAACAACAACAGCAACAACAGUCACAGAACCAACAAAGUACAACGGCAACAAACAAUGCCAGCGGAACAGCCUCAGUGCUAACCACAACCGCCAAUUGCAAUAUACAAUAUCCGAUGCAGUCGCUAGCGCAGCACGGCCUGCAGGUACAAUCCGUGAUACAGGCGGCGAAUCAUUCAGGUGUUAUACAAACUGCCGCUGGAACACAACAACAACAACAACAACAGCAGCAGCAGCAGCAACAACAGCAGGCGCUGGCCGCCGCAGCGGCAAUGCACAAGGGCGGAGGUGGAGUGGUCUAUGUAACGAAGCCGGCGAAUACAACAGUUAUACACACGACUACCAGCAAUGCAGUCCAAGUGCGUAACAAAAUCCCUCCAAAUUUUCAAUGUAAGAUCAAACCUGAGCCGAAUACACAGCAUCCGGAGGAUAGCGACGAAAGCUUGUCGGAUGACGAUUCACAGCAUCAUCGCAGUAAUCUAACGCGUAGGCCAUCGUACAAUAAGAUCUUUACUGAAAUCAGUGGACCUGACAUAAGCGCGGGCGCAGCGCUGCAAAUGUCCGACGGCGGCGUGCCUUGUUCACAGCUGAGCAGCGGGGCGGGGGCGGGUGGUGGCGGCAUCGGCAAUUCAACCAGCAGUCCACUGCUACACAUGACGCCAGAUACGGCCUACUAUUUAUCCAAUCGGAUACCCUUCAAUACCAAUAACAGCGGCAUUGCGGAGGAUCAGACGCGUAAGCGUGAGAUACGAUUGCAGAAGAAUCGCGAGGCGGCGCGCGAGUGUCGGCGCAAAAAGAAGGAGUACAUCAAGUGCCUAGAGAAUCGUGUGGCGGUGCUAGAAAACCAAAACAAAGCGCUCAUCGAGGAGCUGAAGUCACUCAAGGAGCUCUACUGCCAAACCAAGAACGAAUGAAGCCAGCGGCAGCGACAGCAGACACGCUUGGCAUUGGCGGCGACGGCGGCGACAGCAGCAGCAGCAGCAGCAGCA
This is a messenger RNA of Drosophila busckii, 1655 nucleotides long. RefSeq names its product cyclic AMP response element-binding protein B (gene CrebB). Bases 540 to 1580 code for a protein of 346 amino acids. NCBI's taxonomy places the organism in Eukaryota, Metazoa, Arthropoda, Insecta, Diptera, Drosophilidae. The record is from RefSeq and is a predicted model, not a curated record. Gene Ontology annotation, molecular function: protein binding; DNA-binding transcription factor activity, RNA polymerase II-specific; RNA polymerase II cis-regulatory region sequence-specific DNA binding. The transcript is spliced from 6 exons. Gene Ontology annotation, cellular component: nucleus; transcription regulator complex. Gene Ontology annotation, biological process: regulation of transcription by RNA polymerase II.